Angiostrongylus costaricensis is the source of this 1911-nucleotide messenger RNA. The record is from the annotation of a GenBank genome assembly. NCBI's taxonomy places the organism in Eukaryota, Metazoa, Nematoda, Chromadorea, Rhabditida, Metastrongylidae.
AUGAGUGAGGUCCGGAAUACUGAUGAGGUUGUGGAGCACCAGAAGAAGUCGAACUUCACGUGGUCCUUAGCGGAUGAUAGCUCGCUUCGCAAAGCACUGCAUGAAUACCAAGGUCACUGUUUUGAUCGGGCGUCAAGACUCCAGCAUGAAAUAACAAUGGUAGGCCAGAAAACGUUAGAACUAAAUGCGGAACUCGAAUGCAUGAACGCUAACAUAAAUUACAUUGCUAACGUCAAAUUUAUGGAACAGCGUCUUGAUGAUGAUUACAAUACCUUGACGCCUUUGGGGAAAGCAGUGUUGGACAACUCAGCUGGCUUAAGAGAAGACACACUCACUACGCUGACUAAUGCGAUUCAUCAAGGAAUUGAGGAUGUCAGCAGCAUAUGCCUCGCUCUAAGCAUCAUUGGAUCCAGUGAAUUCUACAGCUCUAUCUCGUCUUCCGAAUUGAUUUCUAUAGAGCGUUCCCCGCAGCGGUCAACUAAGGUGUCAACGAGUUCAGCUUCACGUUCUCCUCCUCGAACACUGAUUGAAUGUUGUGGUGAAGGAAGAGUACAAGUGCCUGUACUUCCGCAUGGAAGAAACGUCGAAGUGCAGAAAGAUGCAGACAUGUUGCCGUCAUCGUUAAUCGCUAACUUCUGUACUAAAAAAUGCACUGCGAAUUUAGAUGGGCCUGCGGUACUUCGACAUCCUCCAGCGGUCCACCCAGAUCAAUUGACGCGAGUUCCGCUUCUUUGCACGGAGUCCGAUGAAGAUCAUGUUCGUCCCUUCGUGCAUACCAGUGGGAUUAAAAAGAAAUCUGUGAAUAACUUAAAUUGGGCUGGCGAACAAGGUGUGCCGACUGACGCAAACUUAGCUCAAGAACGGCUUCCAACAACACCUGAUCACAAGCGUUCUAACACGAAGUUCGGUUGUCCACCUUCACCAGAAGGUGUGAGUGUUUUGAUUUUCGUUGUCCUUGAGGUCAAAGAUACGACCUCAACAUCAGAUUCUUCCGUACUAGGCAAUAACUUUAUAGACGGAUUGUCGGUUCGAGAAUCGCUUUUCGAGUCCACCGAUGCUCAACAACAGAAUGUAGAUGUCAUCAUUGACAAACUAUUGGGAAAUACCGAAAGCUCGCCAAGUGUAGACCUUAAAGGAUCAUCUGAGAAGAUAUCAACAAGUAUGCAUAUUGCAAAGAAAUAUGCAGACAUGUUUGAUUCCGACAGCGACGAUGAACCUCUGUUCCCUCUGCGCCGUUCUUUGUUCAAUUCCGGUGUCAGUAAGGGAAUGCCUAGGAAUGACGUAGAUAAGGCGCCACCUGUUUCUUCCGUAAAUAGUCUGAAGAUCCUUGCUCAAUCAACUCACGAUAGAUGUCCUGAUAUCAGGACUGAACAGAACGCAGAAAGCAUAGAUGAGUUAGAGGUUCAAACGAAGUGUGUAAUAGACACCGAUGCGAAUUUCUCUACAUCAACUGACGUGCAUUCCGGUCAGAAGAAUUUGGUUACAACCGCUGCCUGGCCACUUUCUUCAAUUACAAAAACACGCUGUAGGGGACCCGUUCGUCGUCCUUCAAACAAGAUUCGUAGUUCUGCAUUAAAUGACCAUGAGUCAUCUGACGUCUUAUCUCGUACCUUUGCUGCACAUUGUGAAGGUAUUUCUGAGGUGAAGAAGGACAACUCUCUUCAUCAACGAGAAACUAUUAGUCCUGGGAUACCAUCAUUGCAACCCGUUAUAAUGUCUACUUCAAUGGAGAUUUCAAAACAUUCAUCUGUUUCCUAUGUUGAACAGAUGACGAAACAAUCGUCGAUAUAUCUACAUGGAGGCUUCAACUUUAGACGUGAACGUAAUGGCAAUGCUAGUGAGUUGGUGAAUCGAGAAGCCAUACGUGCUUAUUGCUCCUUCGUAUCGCAUAAGGAUUUUAUGGAUAGCUAG